Molecule: messenger RNA, 354 nt
Organism: Lactuca saligna
Lineage: Eukaryota; Viridiplantae; Streptophyta; Magnoliopsida; Asterales; Asteraceae
Source: the annotation of a GenBank genome assembly
AUGGCAAAACAACUCUCCAAGAAGAAAAAGCGAAGAGUGAUUCUUACCUCAGAAUCUACUGCAGAUGAGGGUGAAACUAUUUCUGAGACACCUGAGGUAGAUUUGCUUAAAUAUUCUUCUCACGUGGUUACAUUUUUUAUUACACCACCCAAAGUUUUGUUUGCCAAGACAGUUACUGUGGAGGCUCGAAUUUCAGACAUCCCUGUAAACAUAUCUGAUAUGGAUACAAAUGUCAUCAUGGGUGAGGAUGAUUCGAAUAAAGCAACAAAAGGUUUUGGGGGAACUUUUGAGAAUCUGGAAUUUGAUGAGGAGGAAACUGACUUCCCGGAUCAUAUGCUCAUGACGAUGAAAUAA